This is a messenger RNA of Phragmites australis (common reed), 657 nucleotides long. RefSeq lists its product as uncharacterized. The transcript is spliced from 3 exons. Gene Ontology annotation, molecular function: ATPase inhibitor activity. Gene Ontology annotation, biological process: negative regulation of ATP-dependent activity. Bases 180 to 476 code for a protein of 98 amino acids. Gene Ontology annotation, cellular component: mitochondrion. NCBI's taxonomy places the organism in Eukaryota, Viridiplantae, Streptophyta, Magnoliopsida, Poales, Poaceae. The record is from RefSeq and is a predicted model, not a curated record.
GCAUCGGACGGACACUGACAGACCCUUCUAGUAGACUUAGGAAAAGGCGAAGGCAUCCACCAGUACAAAUAGACGGAUAAUUUCACUGCGCCGCUCGAUCCCCGUAAGGCACGAGCGAGAGUCAUCGACGACGUGUCAGCGUCAUCGUCUUCUUUGGGAGCAAGAAGGCGUGCGGUGGGAUGGCCACAAGAACGGCCGUGAGGAGGAUUCCCCAGCCUGCUAACUGGGCGGCGGUUGCGGAGGCCGCGGCGAGGAGGAUGGAGGGCGUAGGCGGUGGCCGCGUGCCGCGCUACUUCAGCGACAAGACCUCCGGUAGGGUGCUCAGCGAGGAGGAGCGCGCAGCCGAGAACGUCUACAUACAGAAGAUGGAGCGGGAGAAGCUGGAAAAGCUGAGGAGGAAGGCGGACAAGGACAAGGCCGAGGCAGCCAAGAGGGACAAAGGGGACAAGAAGGGUGAGGAGGCGCAUCCGAGGUGAUCGCCCGAUCACAUGAUACGGUGAUGGCGUGGAGAAGGUUAUGGAUUACUCUGUCCGUGGUGAUAAUAUGAACUAUACUCGUAGUGAUGCUAUCUUGUCGUUGUGAAUUAAUAGUAGCGACUUUCUCGAGCCGACUAUGUACGCAGUUGUAAGAUAAAUAACGAAUAAAUCAAGGACUAGG